Sinocyclocheilus rhinocerous is the source of this 1203-nucleotide messenger RNA. Its product is annotated as zinc finger protein basonuclin-2. The coding region runs from base 1 to 1203 and encodes 400 amino acids. NCBI's taxonomy places the organism in Eukaryota, Metazoa, Chordata, Actinopteri, Cypriniformes, Cyprinidae. Gene Ontology annotation, biological process: regulation of DNA-templated transcription. The transcript has a single exon. Gene Ontology annotation, cellular component: nucleus. The record is from RefSeq and is a predicted model, not a curated record.
AUGGUUCUGGAUCGCUGGGUCACCAUGAGCCCGGAGGACGAGGUCGUGACCUUGCAUCAGUUUCUACGUUUUGGGGAAACCAAAUCCAUCGUGGAGCUCAUGGCCGAGGAGCAGCAGAUCCGCCCAGAAACCCAUCGCAACCCCGCGUUCAAGCUGAGACAUAAACCGCCCUCCAGAACACACCACUUUGAGAAUCUGCCAGGAGGAAGUCUAGCGUUCCUGCAGCCUUUUCACUACGUCAGUGCAUCCGUGUUUCCACCCUCGCCGGCUGUGGAAUGUCAUCCUUCGACACAAAAACUACAGCGGCUCAGCAAACGGAACAACGGCACAGAUGAAAUGAGAACCAGAAACAAAAGAGAUGGCGCACCUGAAAGGCCGUUGCAGAUACGAAGUUCCACGCAGUCACCGAAACGCCUGCGAAACGAAGAACGUCAAGUGGGAGUCGACGGGCCGAUCGCAGACUCUUCGGGAACCGGGGAACGGUGCAACGGUUCGUCCUCGAGCAAAGCUCGUGUGAGCUGCAGUGUGUGCGCCAAGACGUUUUACGAUAAAGGAACGCUGAAGAUCCACUUCAACGCCGUGCACUUGAAGAUCAAACACCGCUGUACUGUCGAAGGCUGCAACAUGAUGUUCAGCUCACUGCGCAGCCGCAACCGACACAGCGCUAAUCCCAACCCGCUACUGCACGCCGCGGUCGAACACGCGACACGCAGAUUCCUCACUCAACCGCGUCGACCGGUCUUGACCUUGCGCGAAACUACCUCGCCGGUUUCCAUGGCAACCACCAACACUGCAUUGACUGACCAUCAGAUUCCAGUUAUCCGUGAAGGAGGAGGGGGAGGAGCUACAGGCAAUCGUACGGCCAAUCAGAAUGGCCUUAGUGAUGUGAUUGACGUGACGCCGAAAAAGAAGUCGCGGAAGUCCAGUACGCCUUUGAAGCUUAAACAAGAAACUCGCAGUGAGGAACACGAUCACUUAUCACCAGGACAACCGGUCAACAGUCUCCAUGGCAACCAGUCCCCAAUGACCAACACACACACGCAGUACAUCUACAAACAACUUUGGAAGACACCGUACGGUUACCAUAGCAACAGCCACUUGCAUAACCAAUGGAAAGGCAGGUGUCAACCUCUACUAAAGGUCAAAGAGGAGCCUUGUGACCCCACCUGUGACUGUAGAGGUCGUCACCAUAGCAACCUGUGA